AUGGCAACCAGUGCCACAUACGUAUGGGGUACACCUUGGGGAGGUAAAGGUGGAGAAAACGCCUGGCAAUUCAUAAUACCUGAUGGUGGUAGUCUUGCCAGGUUCACUAUAAGUAGUGGCGACGUUGUAAAUUCCAUCCGCUUCUCUUACAAGGAUCAAUAUGGCUUUACGCUUACUUCUGAACACUUCGGUGGCGAUGGUGGCUCAUCCAAUACGAUAACCUUCGCCGACGACGAGUUCCUCAUCGGGAUUAGUGGACGUGUCGGAUCUAUUAACAACUUAACAGUGAUUACGUCAUUGUCUUUCGAGACCAACAACUACACUUAUGGGCCAUACGGCACAAACCCUGGGACUGAUUUCUCGUUUGGGGUCGCAAAUGGUAAGUUUUCCGGAUUUUAUGGAAGGUGUGGGCAUUACGUGGACUCUUUGGGUGUCAUUCUUCAGCCGAAAACAUGA
Messenger RNA from Lactuca virosa, 456 nucleotides. NCBI's taxonomy places the organism in Eukaryota, Viridiplantae, Streptophyta, Magnoliopsida, Asterales, Asteraceae. The record is from the annotation of a GenBank genome assembly.